AACAUACAGAGUUAUUUUCAUUAUUUCGUCUGCCGUUUUUUCUAUAUCUUCAAGAAACCACGAAACCCCGUAUCAGUUUUCCCGUUUCUCCCCCCCUUUAAGAAACGGUACCAUUUCAGCAGCGUGUUAUGUCUUAACCCAUUAGUUUUCUAGUGAUGAAAAAUUGUACGGGCAUUAAUUACAAUAAUCAUCAUUCCUGAUUUUGUUUUCUGAGUGAUCAGAAAACACUGAAGAAUGCCUGCAGAAUCUGAAAAAUGGGGAUGGAAACAUGUAAGUGUGUUUGGAGGUUUUGAUAGAGGGAGUGGUACAAAGAGGUGGACAUGCAACCAUUGCAAUCAACGUUACAAUGGGUCUUAUUCCCGGGUUAGAGCACAUCUUCUUGGUUACAAUGGGUUAGGUGUCAAGCCUUGUCCUGCAAUUGACAAUUCUGUAAGAGAAACAUUCACCAUGUUUGACAAGGACCGCGUAGCUAACAAGCUUAUGAAGAAGAAGAAUAAAGGAACUUGUUCUAUGAGAAACCAUCAAACUGACUAUGUAGAUGAUGUUGUUGCAAGGUUUUUUUAUGUAGAUGGGUUGAAUGUAAAUGCUGUGAAUUCUGCUUACUUUAGGGAAAUGGUAAGAACAGUAGGUGCUUUUGGACCUACUUAUGAGCUCCCUUCAAUGGAGAAUUUAUCGAGUACUUUGCUGAGUAAAGAAAAACUGAGACUAGAUAGAGCCUUGACAUUAGCUAGAGAAUCAUGGCCUAACACAGGAUGUACAAUACUGUGUGUGAAUCGUUUAGAUGGCUCACUCGGAUGCUUCUGUGUUAACUUCUUUGUUGCGAGUCCUAGAGGUGUCAUGUUCUUGAAGGAGGUUGACAUCAUUGAAGGAGAUGUACCUGAUAAUUUGUUCAUUGAUGAACUUACCAAUGUGAUUGCUGAGGUGAAUCCCUCGAAUGUGUUUCAGGUUAUAACUCGUAUAGGUGGUCAAGUUAGUGAUGUUUUUGAAUCAGUGAUAUUGUCUAAGUUCCCUAAUAUAUUCUGGUCUCAUUGCACUUCACAUUCUGUUCUUUUGCUGAUGGAGGAGAUGGCUGAUCUUGAUUGGGUGAAGGAAGUAGUUUCGGGUGCUAGAGAGAUUGAAAAGUGUGUUUCUGAUUUUCAAACUUCUUCUUCUACUUGCACUGAUAUAGAUAUUAAGGGAUCUACUGACAAAGUCUCACAGAAGUACGCGCCUUCUUUUUUAUUGGUGAGGAAAAUUCUCGACAUCAAAUCAACUUUGUGUGAGUUGGUUGUUAGAGAAGAGUGGAAGCAAUGGAGACUCGGGAAUGCUCUGGAGUUCGGGUUCAAUGUUGAAGAAAUCAUAGCAAGGGAAACUUUUUGGGAUAGGGCAAACUUAAUGGUAGAAGUGUUUGAACCAUUCAUGAGACUUCUUGCAACAUUUGAUGUUGAUAAGUCUAUCAUGGGAGAUGUUUACAAUUGGCAGGUUUUAUCACUAGAAGCCUUGAGGAAUAAAGGAGUAAAAGAUGAACUGUUGUCAAAUCAGGUAGAAAUGCUGGUAGAAAACAGAUGGGAUAAGUUAUUUUCUCCACUUCAUGGAGUAGCUUAUAUGUUGCACCCUAAAUAUUAUGGGAACGGACAGUGCAAUAACAAGUCUCUAAUGAGGGCUUGGAACGCGACACUUGAGAGAUACGAGGGUGGGUUCGAGGCUAGGAGAGUACUUAGAGAAGAGCUAGGUGUUUACUGGAGAGCAGAGGUGUGUUUUGGAGAAGAGGAUGCUGCUGAAUGUAGAAAUAACAUGGAUCCAGUUACAUGGUGGGAGAAUUUUGGGUUUGAGACACCACGUUUACAGACAUUAGCCAUUAAGAUUCUGAGUCAGAUUCCUAGUGCAGCUAUCAUGUGUGAGGAAAGCUGGCAACUUUGUGAUAGUAUGCCAUGUAGGGAGGCUGUGGAAAAGCUCGGGUUUGGAUCUGAUCAAGCUAAGGAUUUCGUGUUUGUGAGGAAUAAUCUGAAACUUCAGGCUCUCAGGCAUCGGAAAGUGGGCAGUCAAUCUGGUUCAGGGUGUGGGAAUUGGGGCAUUUGUUGCUGAAGUUGUAUUACUUGUAGAUGCUGAAAUUUGUUGGUUAAUCUAGUUCUUGAUGUAAAUGCUAUGUGUGAUAUACAAGCCUCCUUUUCACCACA
This is a messenger RNA of Spinacia oleracea (spinach), 2156 nucleotides long. RefSeq lists its product as uncharacterized. The record is from RefSeq and is a predicted model, not a curated record. Bases 235 to 2064 code for a protein of 609 amino acids. Lineage: Eukaryota; Viridiplantae; Streptophyta; Magnoliopsida; Caryophyllales; Amaranthaceae. The transcript has 2 exons.